AUGGAAGAACACUUUGCAACACUGAGAUUAUUAGAUUCGGAUACCGAUAAUAAAUUAACUAAAGCUUUCAGUUAUUCCGAACUGCCAUCGUCGCAACAAUUAUGUAUGCAACAAUCUUAUCAUUCUGGAAACCCAUCUGGUUUGGUUAGACAAUACAGUUGUGAACAAAUUUUUGAUGCAACUGCAAACACCAGAAAACUGAAGAUUUCAGAAGUGGUGCUAUCUCAAACCAAUGAAUGUAGAAAAGAGUGGCAAACAACAGUACCUUACCCUAAUGCAUUUCAUAUGCCUAAAUGGCAAUUUUGUAGUGAUACUAAAAUAAUACAUUCACCAAAUCUUACAUCCAAUGCAGCAACUAAUGAAAUAGAAUAUAUGGAAGUUGAAAAUGCAGAGACAUCAAAAGAAUCUAUAUUUUCAUCGAGCAACUUACCAGUAAAUAUAGAUACAAUAGAUAAGUCAGAACCUGAAAGUGAACAACUCGAUGAUACUAAGAUAAAAGACCAACAUUCGUAUGCAGAUGUAAAGAAGAAUCUUAGACCAUUGAUGUCAAAGGCAAAAGCUCCAGUAAAAAAGAAAACAAAUAUGUGUUGUUGGAAUUUAUUAUAUGUAGGUAUCAUACCAAUUGUAAUAGGAACAAUUGCACUGAUUUUAAAUCCUGUUACAUACACGGUUUGUAACCGUGCUAUAAUGUUCUCCAAUGCUACCCUUGAAUUACAACGAAACUUAUAUGGACAAGAGGAUGCAACUUCAAAUAUUGUUAAUGCAUUACAGAAUGACAUUAACCACUUAAAAUUUAUAUGUCUUAUAGGUGGAACAGGUAUUGGAAAGUCUUAUACUGCUGAAAUUAUAAUAACAAAUUUCCCACUUAAAAAGAAAAUCUUCGUACACGAUAUGGCGUUAGAACAUAGUGUCGAUGAAAAAGUAUUAAAUUCAAUCAAUUCUUAUGAAUUGAUAAUUAUAGAAAAUUUGAAAAUAAAAGAUUUCGAUGUGUUUCUUAAUAUGAUCGAUAUAUUGAACAAAAACAGUAAUAAAUGUAUUACGAUAUUUGCGAUUGUUAACGUAGAAAACGUAAACAAAGAUUUGACACGAGACGCUGAUCUAACAAAGAGUGCAACUGAAAUUAAUCGGGGUUUCAGUGACAAAUUAAUCGAUGUGUCCGUUAUUCCAUACCAGCCAUUGAAUGAACAGGCCUUAAAAAUGUGUAUAAUGAAUGUAGCAAAACAGAGUGAUUUGAUCCUUUCAGAAGAUCAAAUGAAUGAAAUUAUGCAGAAUUUAAUAUUAUCGGGUAGUGGUUGCAAAGGAGCAUAUGCUAAGGUACAAGUUAUUGGAAGGGAAUAAGUUUAAAGUAAUCGUUUUUUAUAUUUUU
Dufourea novaeangliae is the source of this 1366-nucleotide messenger RNA. RefSeq lists its product as uncharacterized. The record is from RefSeq and is a predicted model, not a curated record. The transcript is spliced from 2 exons. Lineage: Eukaryota; Metazoa; Arthropoda; Insecta; Hymenoptera; Halictidae. The coding region runs from base 1 to 1338 and encodes 445 amino acids.